ACCGGAGAUAGAUCGGUAACUUAGGGUUGAUUCUGGUUGUAGUUUGCAUUUGUAAAAAUGGCCAAGGUAGCAACUCGGGGACCGAUGAUACCGACAUCGAAGUCUCUUCAGUUUCCCUGUAGUAUCGACGGUGGAUCGAGUGGUGGUUCUUCGAAGGGAACCAACGGAAUCAAAAGAAAGACGCCUUCUGAGUUGAGGGGUGAGCAGUUGAAGCGCAAGAACAUUGUUGAGCUCAUGGAUGAAUCUCCAGCGCCAGAGAAUGCUAGUGCAGUAACGUCUGAGCCUAUGAAACCUGUUCUAUCAAAGAAUCCAAGAUACAUUGACACUCGUGUUGAUGAACUAUUUCCUAGUAGGAAAAACAGUCUGAGGCUUAAGAUGCUAUCUGGCAAGGAAAAUGUUAAGGAAAACAUUUCUGCUGAUCAUAUGGAUGGUGGCUUAAUGAAUUCUUCUGUUUCUUUGAAGUUUGCUGCUGAAAGGCAACCACAGCGUUCAGGUCCAAAAGAUACACACGCUUCAACUUCAACUACAAACACCGUAGGUUUCAGAUCUACACAGUCUCACAUCAUGAACCAAAAAUGCAACAUAAGCACAUUUCGUAGUGUUAUGGAGCUAUCAGCAGGGGCAGAAAAGUCAUCCGGCUUUUCGCUUGAUAUGGAUGAAGCCUUCAAAGGACUUGCAGCUCGUGAACCUCCGAUCGUCUCAGUUUCACCCACUGAAUCUUUUGAUGGAAAUACAAAUUCUGCAUCAGCAAAAUUUUGCUCAGAACUUCAUAUUCCUAGCCAGAAGACUCCACUAGAUUUCACAUUGAAAACAAGCAUGCGUGUGGUUGCUUCAUCUUCAGUAAAUUGGUUCCAUAGAUUGAUGAGCUGUGGCACAUUCAAUGAUCUUGGGCAGUUCAAUUCUCAGGAUGGGUGGCCUGUCGAGAAGAGAAACUGCUCAACUGCCCAAAUUUCCAAUACAAAAGCUUUAUAUUCUUGGGUGCAUCCACAGAGUUCUCUACCUCCUUCAGUCAUAUCAGCAUUAACUUUAUCUGCAAACGGGGAAGGGCAAAUGGAUUUCUUGAGCAAACGCCAAUUGUCAUGGGAGGCCUCUUUUCGAAGCCUUUUUGUCAUGUUGCGGAAGAACAUUUGCAACUUAUUUUAUGUCUGCACUGGGCAGUUUGUGGUGAUGUUCACUAGCGGCAAUGGUUCCAUUGGAAGUAGGGGUGAGUGCAAUGCUUAUGUAUCCCAAUCGACAAGAAGCUUAAGGUCACUGUUAAAAGAACAAGACAUCUCUUUUACUAUGCCUCUUUGCCAUUCUAAAGUGGAGCAAGUGACUACAGAAGACCUCUUUGAGCUCUCAGAGAUUGAAAAGUACAAUCUAGGAAAGACUAGGCGUACAGUUUCUCAAUCCGAUGUGGAUAAUAGCCCGGAAUCGUUGCUCGUGUUCAAUGGCAACAAUAAUGUACAGGGGUUAUAUGACUUUCUGCUGAACUAUAGGUUUCUUUUACCCUCUCUAAAUACUUUGGAUGUUCCUUUACUUUAUUCACCGGUAGCAUUUGAAAACGCUGCUAUAUCUGCACCAGAGGUUAAAUGCAAGGAGGUGAGGAGAAUCGAUCGUACAUCUGUUCCAACUACAAGCGAACCUAAUCAGGGUUCAGCUUCCCCUUCCUAUUACAGUAUUGAAAUCAAGGAUGCUUAUCUUCCUCCAUGGAUAACCAGCAGUGUAUGUGAUGCAAUCAAGUCUAAUGGAGGUGGCUUUGAGGCAAGUUUUGUGAUAGAACCCAUGUCGAUCGGUUUGAAUGUUGGGCUUGACGUGGUUAGCCACAAGCCCGAUCCCAAAGCCACAUCCGAUGGAGGAUCACAUGAACAGAGUUGUCCGUUUGGUGUCAGGAACACCGUUGUUUCUAGUCGCCUGAGCCGUGGCUUUUUGAAAAGCUUAAAAUACUCUGAUGAUUCUUACACGGCUUCCCUCUCACCAGUUUGAAGUUAUUUUGUUUUGGAAAUGUUGUGUUCAUUCCCCACAAACUUGAACCUCUAACCAUCAUUACAAUUGAAUGAGAA
Molecule: messenger RNA, 2042 nt
Organism: Cynara cardunculus var. scolymus (artichoke)
Lineage: Eukaryota; Viridiplantae; Streptophyta; Magnoliopsida; Asterales; Asteraceae
Product: protein downstream neighbor of son homolog
Exons: 14
Coding region: 58-1965 (635 amino acids)
Biological process (GO): nuclear DNA replication
Cellular component (GO): nucleus
Source: RefSeq, a predicted model, not a curated record